GUGAUCCUGUUUAAACAGAUUGGGAAAUGGGGACGCAGAGUGGAGGUGAUUAGCCCAGGAUCCCACAUCUAGUCGGGGACAGAGGCGAGAGCUGGAGACAGGCAGUCCAUGCUUUCCACCACCACGAUCCUGCUUCUCACGCAGCUUAGCCUUCACAAGCGUUUUCUCCCCGGCUUUGGUGGCCCGCCCUGGAGUGCUCCCCUCUGCUGCCUGCAUGCCCACCCGGCUGGAGCUUGCCAUGGACAUCAGGACUAGAACCUUCCACCUAGCCCUGCAGGGAAGGAGACAGUUUCAAGCUCAACAAGGGGAGCUGAAGAUGCUCCUGCAGCGAGAGCUCACGGAAGUCCUCUCAUGCCAGAAGGAUCCCGAGUUGGUUGAUAAGAUAAUGCAGGACCUGGAUGCCAAUAAGGACAACAAAGUGGAUUUUAAUGAAUUUGUGGUCAUGAUGGCAGCUCUGACGGUUGCUUGUAAUGAUUACUUUAUAGAACAAUUGAAGAAGAAAUGAAAGUAAAGACAAGUAGUAAGAUUAUCU
This is a messenger RNA of Odocoileus virginianus texanus, 532 nucleotides long. It is a transcript of the gene S100Z, whose product is annotated as S100 calcium binding protein Z. Gene Ontology annotation, molecular function: calcium-dependent protein binding; calcium ion binding. The record is from RefSeq and is a predicted model, not a curated record. Lineage: Eukaryota; Metazoa; Chordata; Mammalia; Artiodactyla; Cervidae.